AUGGUAGAUGCAGGUGAAACGCAAAAUGCGGUUGCAACGGAGAAUAUGAACUUUGAAUCUAGCUCUUCUAGUGAGCGUUUGGACGAGUUGGUAAAACGUAUUGUUUGUGGGAAGUUGCGAGGGGAGCUUCCCGACGGCUUCCUGUCAGUAAUGAAGGAUCUUCCAGAUGAACUACUGAUGAAGAUUUGUGAAUAUUCUGAAGAGCGACUUUUCAUGCGUUUGGUUUGCAAGCGAUGGCUUCAUCUAUGGGAACGUUGCCGCGAAAACAAGCUUGUCGUAGAAAGCGUUCGUUUGCAGCGAAUAGCAGGCGGAAAAUUGAAGAUGUCUGUUAACGUGGGUCAGGUCUGGGGUAGCCGGUCAAGGGACUAUGAGUGUGUUAACAAUCCCGAAGUAGUUCGGCGUAUAUUAUCUCUUGUUUCUUUAAGAAAGGAAGCGCCUUAUUAUCACGAGAUUUAUUGGCCUCUACUUGUUCUCUCAGACGGUAUGACGGACCCUAGUUUGUUAAAAAUUAUAUCUUCGCAAAACUGGGAACCGUCAGCAAUCGUCUUAACUGGGCAACAUGAUAUAUUGUCUGAGAAGCAGCUUUUGGAAUUUUUGACGAACCAGCGUUUUGCUGGUAAAGCAGGCCACUGUAUAGUUAUACAGCACCCAUUUGUUGCGGAAAAGUUUAGCGUUGACAAGCUGAUCGAAUUAUCUAAGGGUUUGGUUGAAGAGUUAGUUCUGUUUAAAUCGGCUUCAGCUCCGCCUGGGUCAUCCGCGGUGGAAGUUACGGAUAGAGGUUUACAUGAUUUUGCCGAGUACGGACGUUGUAUAUACUUUCCUUCAAAUAAGAAUGUGUCUCUUUCGGGGAUUCAGGAUUUUAUAAAAUGUAAAUCGAGUAUAUUUCAUGUUUUUCUACAAAGGAGGCUCAAAGAAAACGAAUGUGAUUACGCUGGCGAACUUUGCACUACAGUUUCGGAUGUGAUUAAUGCAACUAAUAUUGCAAAAUUAUCGCCGAGUUUCGAUGGAGUUGAGUUAAAAGUAGAAUAUCGCCAUGGCGAGGAACAAUACGGCUCUGUGGAUUCUGUGAAGGCGGCAGGGACAGGCGUCAUAGUUUAUUCUUGCGCGAGGGACUUAUUAUUGGUUCGUAUCAUGUCAGUACAGGAUUACUCUGAAAAAGUUGCCAACUAUCGGAAAAUGAGUGUCCCUACUAAUCAUUCUUGGAUAAUAAGUGACUCAGAAAUUGAUUCGCUGGGCGAUGGGGACGAAUUUGACUACAAUGGCGUGAGCGAUUAUGAUUUUAGUUUUGAUUAUGAUUAUGAUUACGAUUACGAAUAUGAAGAGUCUGAACAUUAUGGUGAAAUGGUCUCCUCAGAUUAA
Messenger RNA from Enterobius vermicularis (human pinworm), 1359 nucleotides. NCBI's taxonomy places the organism in Eukaryota, Metazoa, Nematoda, Chromadorea, Rhabditida, Oxyuridae. The record is from the annotation of a GenBank genome assembly.